Ixodes scapularis (black-legged tick) is the source of this 5592-nucleotide messenger RNA. RefSeq lists its product as uncharacterized. Gene Ontology annotation, molecular function: zinc ion binding; catalytic activity; nucleic acid binding. NCBI's taxonomy places the organism in Eukaryota, Metazoa, Arthropoda, Arachnida, Ixodida, Ixodidae. The record is from RefSeq and is a predicted model, not a curated record.
AUGAUACAAACGCAAGUAACAAAGCAGGGAAUGAACAACGAGAUAGACAUGGAGAACAGCGCGAGUACCAGAACGAGCGGCACGCACAUGGAGUUCGAUGAAAACAGCGGCAGGACGCUGAGCCAGCCUGGCCCGUGGUACGAAGUUCUCAAAGAAAGAAAAAGCCAGAAAACAGCGGAUGAGAACCGCAUAAAAGGAAGCAGCAAGGCGAACAGCGCCCAGAAUCUAAAAGAAGAUACGAGUGGGCUGACCAACCCAAAGAUGCAACCGACCAACAACCAACUGCAGCAACAGCGACGCGGGGACGGAAGAACCCGCGGAGGCAACAACACGCCACCAAGGAAACGCAUGUUGCCACCAUUACCAGAGGAUGAAUACAAGGUAGUAUACAGACCAAGAACGGGCCUCAAGCUUUCUUCGUGGUCUGAUAAAAGCCUCACGCAAGGCAUCGCCACAGCAGGCGGUUUUCCAUUCAAAGACUUCUACUCGAAUGUGACGAUCCAGACGCAAUGGGCUCAGAACUUGAUCAUCGCAAGUACUGCGGACGAGGACUACGCCAUGAAGCUGAGCAUGAUCACCCAGAUACAGCUAGGCGCGGCCUUGUACGAACUCAUGCCUUACCUAAAACCGCUCCCGGGCACCGUACGAGGAGUGGUGCACGGAAUAGAAGCAGGAACAACAGAAGAGGAACUUAAAGAACUUAUCUCAGUCAACGGCUACAGCAUUCUGCACGCAAGAAUGCUCGGAAAAUCCAGCUCGGCGCUACUCACGUUUGAGGGACCGCACGUGCCAUUCUACGUGAAAGCGGGUAGCGUGUUCACCCGAUGCCGGCCCCACCGCAGAUCCGUGCAGUACUGCAGAGCCUGCGGGAAUGUCGGCCACAGACAGGACGUCUGUCCCAACCCGGACACAAACAGGUGCAACCGAUGCGGAGCGGAAAAUCCUCAAGACAAUCACGAGUGUCAGCCUAAGUGCAAGCUGUGCUACCAACCCCACGAAACGGCAAGCAAGGAAUGCCAGAAACGACUCAAACCAAGUCCCCCACCGUUACACGUAAGGGAAAGAAGCAAAUCGCAAAGUAAACAAGCCGCUUGGACGGGAGGUGCAAACGACCGCCCUUUCGAGCAGCAGCAACGGACGUCAUUGCCGCAGGACAGAGUGGUGAGCUGGCCCCAGCUGGGGUCCCACUCUCCCAAUGCUCCAGACCCAUUUCCCCCACUGCCGGUCACGCAGCAGGAUUCAAGUAACGCACAUUUCGAGCAGACCAUAGACACACUUAAGAAACAGAACGCGGAGCUUAUCUGGCGCUUAGAAAACAACGAAAAAAAAGCGAAGGCUAGGGAACAGGCCCUAGAGCAGAAACUGCAACAGUUUAUAGAGCAGAUGCAGAAACAGCAGCAACAACUGCCGCAAAUACCGCCGCGAGCUCCGACACCUCUGCCGGAGGACCUCGAACAAAAAAUGGAAUAUCACAUGAACAAAUUAGAUGAGAGGAUCGAUCAGAAGAUUGAUCAGACAAUGAGCCAGAUGACAAAAGCAGUUGAACAUAAAAUGAGCAAAAUGAUGGAAACCGUGAAUAAGGUCUUUGAAAACGUUAAUCCAACCAUCAUCCAAAUGAGUACGACCCUCAACGCCAAGAUUGAUCGAAUGGGGGAGACCCUCAAUGCCCAGAUGGGCAAGAUGGGUGAUGAGCUCAACCAACGUAUUUCCGACCUUGAGAAGGAAAGGGAACAAGCCCGAAAGAAGCCGAAAACGUCGCCAGGAGGGGAUGCGCUGACAGAAGAAACGAUCAGAACCCACAAUGGAGACCCGCCCUCGGACAACCUAAGGGACUUGGACAAGUUCCUGAGGGAGGUAAAGAAAGUUACCAAAGGGCAGAAGAUACUCGUAGUUGGGGACUUCAACGCACCGCAUGUAGCGUGGGGAUACCACAAAACCAACAAGAAGGGCACGGAUGUGCACAACGCGGCUCAGCACCACCAACUGACGCUGUGGAACGACCCUCAGUGUCCAACCAGGAUUGGAAACAGCAUCUCCAGGGACCCAAGCCCCGACUUAACUUUCUCGAAGGGCAUACGGCAAAUCGAAUGGACAAGGCUGGAAGAAACCCUAGGAAGCGAUCACUAUAUAAUUCAAACCGAACUCCGACACAACAAGACUCCAUUGAGAACGGGACAAGCGAAGAUCACGGACUGGACCGCGUUCCGAAAGGUGGAACACCCAGCGGACAUGGACGAUAUUGAAGAAUGGACCAGGCAAGUGAUGGAAGAGGUAACCAAGCACACAAAGACGAUACAACUCACUUCGGACAACCCCGAAGUUGACCCGCACUUACUCCACAUCUGGGAGGCCCGACAGGGCCUCCUAAAAAGAUGGAAGAAACAAAAGAGAAACCGCAAGCUCAAGGUCCGCAUUGCCCUGUUGACCAGGGAAGCUGAGGAGUACGCAGAGAAACUCGGAAUACAAAACUGGAAUCAGCUAUGCGACCGGCUACAGGGUACCCUGAGCAAUCGCAAAACAUGGGCAAUACUUAGGUCGCUGCUGGCAAAGACCGAGUCAAAGAAGGUCACGUGCCAACAUAUUCAACGCCUCAUCCACAACUAUCAGGGUUCAGAGGAAGACGUGCUCGAAGCCAUCACUGAAAAAUACAUUGGCAACCAACAACAACAGACGACGACGAUCACUCACCUGGACUACGAGGGAAAAUCCAACCCAGAGUUGGAUCAACCCUUCAGCAGGGCAGAGAUAGUGGCGGCGCUCAGGAACUUGACGAGAAACACGACCCCAGGAAGGGACAGAGUUAACAACAAGACGCUCCGUAACCUGGACGACAGAGCCACGGAGUGUCUCCUUAAGCACAUCAAUGAGAGCUGGGAGACCGGGAAGAUACCGGCAUGCUGGAAACACGCGGAUGUGACAAUGAUCCCAAAACCGGGCAAACCGAUCACUGUGCAGAACCUGAGACCAAUAUCCCUCACAUCGUGUGUGGGAAAGCUAUUCGAGCACAUGGUACACAACAGAUUAUCCCCGUAUCUCGAGGAGAACGAAUUCCUCCCUAACACGAUGUUUGGAUUCAGACCUCUCCUAUCGACCCAAGACAUCCUUCUUCAACUCAAAGAGGAUGUAAUAGACAACCUCAGCACGCAGCACAAGAGCGCAAUUCUAGCAUUGGACGUCAAAGGGGCGUUUGACAACAUCUCCCACAGUGCGGUGCUAGACAGCUUACAAAGGACAAACUGCGGCCAAAAGACUUACAAUUUCGUCCGUGACUUUCUCACAGACCGGACAGCGACCAUAGGCCUGGGAAACCUAAGGACCGAACAGAUCAAGGCUCCACAAAAGGGAACCCCUCAGGGAUCGGUGAUCUCGCCGUUGCUUUUCAAUAUUGCAAUGAGGGGUCUACCGCUCCUUCUAAAAGACAUUAAAGGUCUCAGCCAUGCAAUCUACGCGGACGACCUUACCAUAUGGACGACGUCGGGGUCGGCAGGAAUGCAGCAAGACGCUCUGCAAGAAGCGGUGAACAGGACCGAGAGAUAUUUGAAAGAUUGUGGUCUCUCGUGCGCUCCGGAAAAAUCGCAACUUUUGGUGCUAAAAAAGAGGGCGAGAGGUCGUCCUCCACCGGAAACACCAGACCCCGUACUAACUCUACAUGAAGAUAACAUCCCACAAGUCGACGUGCUCCGUGUCCUGGGAGUAGUAUUUCAGAAGGAUGGUGCAGGGAUCGCCACAGUGCAAAAACUCCAAGAAACAGUCACACAAGUUACGCACCUAGUAAAACGGGUAACAAACAGAAACCACGGCCUCAAGGAGCAAGACACUUUGAGAAUCAUUCAAGCACUCGUCAUCAGCAGAAUAACGUACGGGACCCCGUAUCUGGGGCUCAAAAACAGCGAGCGCGAGAAGAUUAACACACUCAUUCGCAAGACAUACAAACUGGCCUUGGGGCUUUCCCCAACAACCUCCACAGAGAAACUACUCCGAUUGGGUAUACAUAACACAUGGGAAGAGCUGGCAGAAGCACACAAGGUGAGCCAGGUUGAAAGACUUAAGCUCACCAGUACAGGCAGGGACACCUUAAGAAGACUGGGCUACGGAAUCGAAGACGAGUCAAGAAGUAAGCAAAGGAUUCCAUUACAACUAAGAGACAAUAUCACAGUUGCAUCCAUUCCUCGCAACAUGCAUCCAGAACACAACAAAGAACGACGAAUGGCAAGAGUGAGAGCACUGAGAAAGACCUACGAGAGAGACGAUGACCGCGUGCGGUACACAGACGCAGCGAAAUACAAGGGAAAGAAAGCACACGCGAUUAGCGUGGUAAACAACAAGGGAGAAGAAAUCGCGGCGGCCUCCGUGAGGACCCCAGACACGGACUCAGCAGAGGAGACAGCAAUCGCUCUUGCGGCGACGACAGGCAAGGAACUCCUCACGAUAAUAACAGACUCACAAGCCGCCUGCAGAAAUUACCAACUAGGCCGAAUAUCACGAUUGGCCCUCGAAACGUUAAAAAAAUCAAAGAUCCCCGAAAUAGUCAUAGUCUGGACCCCAGGACAUGAAACCCUAGCGGGUAAUCUAGCGGCGCAUGCCGCUGCCCGAGAACACUCUCUCCGGGCUACCUCGCUGGGCGACCGUGCUCCAGCGGAUACAGACGAGGGCGUUCCAAAAAGAUACACCGACAUUCUAGCGCAUUACAGACUAGAGAGGAGAACCUACCCUCCCCCACACCCUACAAUAUCCAGAGAGGACGCCGUGACACUUAGACAGCUACAAACUAACACUUUCCCGCACGGCACAUUAUUUCACGCAAUGUACCCAACUCAAUAUGACUACGACUGUAAAAACUGUCGAGUGCCUAACACUCUCUACCAUAUGGUAUGGGAGUGCAUGCACAACACCUCCAUACCCCUUCCGCUGACCGGGACAGACGCAGAGGGAACCAGGGUGGCGAGAGUAGCCGAACCUUCGUCCGGUGGUCCCUCUGCCGGCGGCUCGGUCAGGACAGCGAUCGAGAACCAUGCCCGCGCGGCCGUCGCCGUGCGACAAUCGAGCCGGGCCUCGCUCACCCACCACCUGGUGUGCAGGUACUGCGGCCUGGACAGCAACCCCGAGCAGAUGGUGGCGCCGUGCAGGUGCAGGAAGCGCAGUACCUUGCGCUGGGCCCACAUCAGCUGCCUGGAGUCGUACAUGAACCGCGAGCAUAGCAGCCGCUGCCACUUCUGCAAAAAGCAUAUUUCAUCCGCCGUGCGAAAAAUGUCUGUCUUGGAUUGGCUGACGGCCCGCUCUGCGCGGAGGUACCAGUGCGGACUCUUGUUCGCCGUCCUGCUGACCGUGUCCAUGGUUCCGGCGCUGUACAUGGCCUGGGCGUACGCGAUGUUCACCGUGGCCUCUCAGCUCCACUGGGCCGUCACCGUGGUCGUCGUUCCCUUCAUGCUCUUCCAGACGUCCACCUGGCUCGGCUUCGCAGCGUACAGCUUCUGGAUCUACUACAGCAGCAUGCGGACGUGGCGCCAGGAAAACGCCGUGUUCACAUUCAGUGCGAGACAGGGCAUCCCGCGCAGCGGAGAACAUAGCCCCGAGCGUUAGAUGUCAUGCGCC